Molecule: messenger RNA, 1548 nt
Organism: Volvox carteri f. nagariensis
Lineage: Eukaryota; Viridiplantae; Chlorophyta; Chlorophyceae; Chlamydomonadales; Volvocaceae
Exons: 8
Coding region: 1-1548 (515 amino acids)
Cellular component (GO): cytoplasm
Molecular function (GO): sphingomyelin phosphodiesterase activity
Source: RefSeq, a predicted model, not a curated record
AUGGCUUUGACAGGUCAAAUCAAAGUGCUUACGUUUAAUACUUGGGGACUGCCCUUGGCCUCUAAGGAUGACAAGCUGCGCCUCCGGAACCAGGCUGACUACUUUAGACAGACAGGGAAGGACCUGGAUGUCGUACUUCUCCAGGAGGUGUGGUCGGAGGAGUACGUGGCGCUCCUGGCAGAUGCGGCGGCGGCAGCGGGCUUGGCGCACGUCACCACCUUUGACGGCGGCAUGUUGGGCGCUGGGUUGAUGGUGAUGUCACGAUUUCCCAUUAUAGAUGUGGUGUUUCAUCCGUACUCCGUACGCGGAGAGCCGGGGGCGCUCCAGGGGGAGGCUAUGGCAGGCAAAGGAAUCGGUUAUGCACGUGUUCAGCUGCCGCACGGCAGCGGCAGUACGGCAGCCCACAUUUUCAACACCCAUACACAUGCCAACUGGGUACAUAGCGUGGCGAUCGACACGUGCCUGUCUGACGUCAAGGUCCCCACGGACAGCUUCGCACCGUACCGUGUGGCCAACAUCGUAGAUGCGAUCAGCUUUAUGCGGCCCGUUGUGGAGGCGGCGAUGGCCGCUGGGGAGCUAGUGCUUGCAGGUGGGGACUGGAAUGUUCCCGCGGACUCUCUGGAGGCCACCCUGAUUCAGGAGCUUCUGCCCGGUCUGCGGGAUGCCUGGCAGCUGGCAGGACACGCGACAUUGGACCCCAGAGGCAACACGUGCGGUGAUCCGAGCAACGUGUACACCGGCAGUAUCAUCGGAGGUUAUGUGCCGGAGCGUAUCGACCUUGUGUGGACCAACAGCAGCAAGGUUUCCUCCUGUGAGACGGUGCUCAAGGUCAUGCCCGGGACGAACCUCAAUUACAGCGACCAUUACGGGGUGCUGGUGACGGCGUCAUGCGAAGUGUCGAGGCUUAAGCCCAGACCUACGGCCUUGGCGCCUGCGGUUGCAGCAGCUGCAACAUCGGCAACAACAAUAACAGCAUCAACACUACUUACGUCAACCCUCCAAGCAGGAGCUGCCCAAGGGGAAGAAGGGAACGACGGAUCCCCUGGACCCGCGCUAGGAUGUUGGGCCGACCCCCAAAGCGACUCCAACGUUUGUGAUCGCCGUACCACACGGGGUGCCGGGCCCGUCGCCGAAUCCAAGGUUUCACCGGACUCCAGAGGAGGCGGCGGCGGCAGCUGUGAUGGCGAAGCCCGGAAGGUCAAUCGUCGCGCUCGUCUGCUUCAGCUGGCGCUCGAGCAGCUCCGUACAGGCCUAACGGCAUGUUCGGCAUGCCAGGCACGUCUGCGGCUGCGUGCACUGCUGCUUGCUGCCGUCGCGCUGGCGGCCAUCGCCGUUCAGCUGUACUGCGUAGUCGCUGAGACGGACCACUGGGCGAGGCGUCUGGCCGGGGUGCUGGCGGUGGUUGUGGCGCCUGUGGCAUUGGCGCUGUGCCUGUGCCAGCCGGUGUGGAUGCUGAUGAACAAGGCGGUAUGCCGUGGGUUGGGGCAGUUGGUACGGAUGGUGGAGAUGUGGGAGAAAGCGGCACGGGCGGAGGGAGUUUCAGAGUAA